AUGGUCCUUGUUUGCGCCUCUGGAAAAACCGGUUCCGCGACCUUCGCGCGGAACUUGUCGAGGAACUCCUUCGCGCGGGGCUUCGGUGGAACCAACGUCUCCUUGGUGAGCUUUGCCUCCAAGGACGCCAAGAUUCUCCCGGAGCCCGACGCGCCGCUGCCGCUCAAUGAGCAGCUGACCUUCUGGCCAGGCGGAGGUGGUGAGCUGAACCACGAGGCGAUGCCCGAGAGGAGUUUCGACCUGGUAGGCAGCUUUUCGGACUGGCAGCCGGUGCCCAUGCAGAAGGAGUCAGAGGGCAUCUACAGCUACGUCUUGAUCUUGGGAGAGAACAGGUGGGAGGUCUUUCAGAUUUGGCUGGAUGGAGACCCUUACAGGUGCCUGUUCCCGGAGCAGCACAAGGCAGCCUCGAAGAGCCAUGUGUUGGGUCCAGAGGCCAAAGCCACCAGCUGCUGGUUGUUGGACGGACGACCUGAAGGCGAAUUGCGGCUCCGGAUCAAGGGCUCGGUCGCGGGCCGCACAGCGGAGGGCCGCGGUCGCGUGGGCUCACGCUGGCGAGUCCGGCUGCAGAUGCGGGGGAAGUGGCGUAUGGUGGACUGGGAGAGACUCAAUGAGCCCUUGGCGUCCAAGGAAGAGCUUCCAUUGUCCAGCUACUUUGUCACCGCCGACUUCAACGGUUGGGGUCUAGAGCAGAUGCAGCUGCAGGAGGAUGGCAGCUGGCGCUUGGAAGUCCACCUGAUACGUCCAGGCGGGAGCUUCCAGAUCCUGCGGAACCGCGAUCCGGAUCAGACGAUGUAUCCGGUAGAGGGGGAGCCAAGAGGUCCCGAUGACCUUAGCGAGGGCCGAUGCUGGACCAUGAAGGGGUCGCCGAAGGAGCUCUUCAGCAUCACCCUGCGGCGCCAGGUGUCAGACGGCUUGGAGACACGGAAAGAGGUGCAUAUUGAACGCCUUGGGGAGAAGGAGUUGGAUGAGGAACAAAUUUGUUCCCUGCGGCGCCUGCGGCUAUCAGCGUUCGGGACUUGGGAGCCAGGCGCACGGCUCCGGGAACUGGUUUGGACCGGCAGCUGUUACCAUUUCUUCGUUCGCCUCGGUGUGAAUGCCCGGGAGUCCUUCCAGCUCCUCCAGGACUUUAGCUGGCACCAUGUGAUCCACCCCAGCGUGGCCAAUGCCCGGCCCAGCUUGGAGCAUUCCGUGCUGGGGCCCAAAGCUGGCGACCGCGGCCUCAACUGGACCAUUGGCCUGGAUGGAUAUGAGAAGCCAGGGGACAUCUUCGAAGUGCAAGUCUUCGGCGAGCUUCGCGUGGAACGGGUGCGCUGGCACCGCCUGGCGCCGCGCACUUCCGCGGCGACCAUCCGACACGCUGAAGAGACGGGGCGCCGUCGGGAGCGUCGGACGGAGCGGCACCGCCACGGAACGCCGCGGACGGAGAGUCAUUUGCGGUGUAAUACUUGGCGGGAAGGAGCGUACCGGAACCGGCAUCAGAUGCUCCGCAAGGGAGUGCCGGAUUCACGGGAGAUGCCCGAGCGAGUCACCUGGAUGGUGGAUAAAAUCUAUCGGACGGCCAGCGAGGAACACGAACGAUGCAGGAAGUUCCUGAAAGCACUGGCCAUCUUGAGCGUUGUGCUGCGUGAAUGCUUGGAAGAGACGCUGAUGAGAAAGCUGAACCGGAUUGGCCACCAGGUGCAGCAAGCGCGGCCGGACGCCUUUCGCCUUGGGAAGAGUGGAGCGGAGGUGGCGACUGAGAAGGUCGAGCUGGGCAAUAGAUUUAAGUGGCUCAGCGGUACCCUCCAUUUGUUUGUGAGGAAGUGCCAUGAUAGCCUCUCCGACGUGGAUGAACUUGAAAAGAAGGUGGACGCCUUCCUGGAUGAGCUCACCAAGGCGGUUCAAGAGUUGCAGACUCUCCUGGAAGAGCUGCAGGACUUCUUCCAGCAGAUUGAGGCUAUGAAGAGUCAUGUGGAGGAUGAGUCAUGCAGAUCGCGCUUGGAGAGCUGGCAGAUGAAGCUCAUAGAGAUCAUCAAGGAAGAGCUUUUGACGCUUGGCUCCACCCAGAGGGUGCUGAAGUUGGACUCCGUGGGAUUGCCUGCAACUUCCUCGAGCUUCCAAGUGAUCUCCAGGUUCAUCCAAACCGAGCGGCGAAGCAGUGAACCAGACAUGAGCCGGGUGCGGCACGUGCCAAAGGUGGUCCGGCAAGCGCGGCCUCAACGGCGGCAGGUUGAGGAGUUUGUGGACAUUCCGGUGCCUCAGCAGGUGGAGGAAGUGGUCCAGGUCAAGAAGUUGAUCCCUCAGGAGCGGGUUCUCACGCGGCCUGUGGAGCAGAUCUUGGAGAUCGUCGUGCCCAUGAUCCAUGAGGAGGUGGUCUUGGUGCCCAAGGUGCUCCGCACCGAGCGGCGCGUUUGGCCCGUCGAGGAGAUUGUCGACGUGCCGGUGCCACAGAUCAAAGAAGAGGUGGUGCACGUGCGAAAGGAGGUGGUCCAAGAGAGGAUCAUUCAUCAGCCAGUGCACAUCCCAGUGGAGGUGCCGGUGCCUUUGGGCGAAGAAGAAGUGGUCAAAGUCCCUAAGAUUGUCCAGAAGACUCGAAAGAAGCAGGUGGAAGUGGAGCAGGUGGUAGAUGUCCCUGUGCACCAAGUGCAAGAGGAGUUGUUGGUCACUCCGGUCCUCAUUCAGAAGGAGCGCCUGGUCCACCGCCCGGUGCAACAGAUCAUCGAAAUCCCCGCGCCGCAGCUGGUGGAAGAGGAGGUGCCAGUGCCCUGCGUGGUAGAGCAGGAAGACGUGAAUUUUCGCAUGGUCGAGCAGAUCGUGCCAGUGCAUCGGCCCCAAAUCGUGGAGAAACUGGUGGAAGUGCCCAAGGUGCAACUCGAAGAGAAGAUCAUCCAGGUUCCGAUGAUCCAGAGGAACUGGGUGGACACCGUGAAGAAGCAGCAUGUGCAGGUGGUUGAGACCGAGCGGCCCAAGACCCUCCAGAAGCUGGUGAAGCGCAGGAAGCCCAUCCUGCAGGAGAAGAUCGUCCAGGUCCCAAAGAUUGUGCAAGAGGCGGUGCCGGUGAAGAAGGUCUUGCAACGGGAAGUGGAGGUGCCCACCGUCCAGUGGGAGGAGCGCUUCGUGGACGUCCCCGUGCAGAAGGAGAACUUCAUCAAGGUGCCCAAGACCGUCGAGAGGACGGUGGAGGUGCCACAAGUGGAAUACGUGGAUGAAGAGGUCCAGGUUCCUGUGCAGAGGCAUCGGCAGGUGCCAGUUCCUGUGCCCAUGCAGCGGAGCGUGGAGGUGCCCGAAAUACAAUACAUCGACAAGUUCAUUGAAGUCCCUGUGCAGAAACCUGUGAUGCUCCCUCAGGUCCAGAAAGUGCAGAAAGUGGUGGAGGUGCCCAAGAUCGACUACGAGGAUCAUCCCGUACAGGUGCCCAUUCAAAAGCAACGCCACGUGGCUGUCCCACAGGUCGUUCAGAAGACGGUGGAGGUGCCUGAGAUCGUUUACCAGGACAUGGUGGUGGAGAUCCCCGUGCACAAGCACAUUGCCGUGCCAAAGGUGGUGAAGAGCCGCAAAACGGUGGAAGUGGAGCAGAUUGAGUGGGUGGAUGAGAUUGUGCCAGUGCCAGUGCAACGCCACCGACUGGUGCCAACCGCCACGAAGCAGUCUCGGCAGAUCCAUGUGCCACAAGUGCAACACGUUGAUCGCUUUGUGGAUGUGGCCGUGCCGGUGCACAAACCAGUGCCGCAGAUCCAACGUGUGCAAAAACAGGUCUCUGUGCCCCAGAUCUGCCCUAUUAGGAAGGAGGUUGACGUGCCCAUUGUGAAACACGUCGAGGUGGAAGAUGUCCAAUAUGUGGAGAAAUACGUGGAGGUGCCACAAGUGCAAGUCGUCGAGAAGGUGGUCGAGGUACCGCAGAUGGAGUCGCUGCAGGGCCGUGAACUCCACGAAUACGUCCAGAUGCCUCCAGAGAGAAGACAGGCGCCCAGGGAAUACGCCUCGGUGGAAGAGGUGGGUGAAGAUUUGCCACUGGAGAUCGCUGUGCCCAUUUACGAGCAGCGUGAGGGUGUGGUGCACGUCGAACAGAAGGCCAUGGGCACCUUUCCAGCCAGUGGCGAUUUCCCGCUGGCCAGCCAGGCGGUCGCGCUCGCCAGCCCGCGUGGGGGCGGCAGUCAGGCCGGCUGUGGCGCACCCUUCACGAGCCAGGCCGGGAGCCCCUUCUCACCGGAGGCCUUUCCCUCUCGACACAUGGCCUCCGAGAUCUCUCAGAUCUCACAGGUGGCGCCCUUCGGUGUGCCGGCGAGUCCAGCGAGCGGGUCGCGAGUGCCACAGGCCUUUGCCUCUCAACCGCAGAUGGCCUCCGACAUCUCGCAGAUCUCACAGGUGAGGCCCUUCGGCACAGCGGGCUGCGGCGCCUGCAGUGCCACGCCCGGUGCAUCUCCUGCGGAACGCCUGGCGUCGGAGCUGUCGCAGAUUUCACAGGUCACCCCCUUCGGUGCUUUGCCGCCUACGGCUGGACUCAGCAGCGGAGGGCUUUUCGAAGCCCCGGCCACCACAUCCCUACCACCCACUGUGCCGCCCUCGCCGGCGCGAAAGCCUGGCGUGGGCACGGUGGACAAGGACCCAGCUUGACUAUCCAAAGUCCGGCUUGACUGGAGGAGCUCCAAGCUCCUAGGGCUCCAGUCAUACCUUCUGAGUAGGUAUGACUGGAGCCGUAGGGUGGGAAUAAUCCAUGGGACCAUCCGACCAUCUGGGUGAAUGGACUACCCAGCUAUCGAUCUAUCGAUCUCCAGCCAGGACACGGUCUGGGAUGGUCCAGAUAUACCUUGACCCGACUGACCGUUCGUAGAAAAAAUGGGACACGGCCGGAACAACAAAACAGGUAGAUUUGUACAAGCAUCGCUACUAGUAGCAGGAAGCUACUAGGUUGGAGGCCAUUGCUACUAGGGUGGAGGCCAUCUCUACCAGGGUGGAGGCCAUCUCUACCAGGUUGGAGGCCAUUGCUACUAGGGUGGAGGCCAUCGCUACUCGUAGCAAGGACGCUGUAUACCCAUUUUCUGAGGUACCGACUCACGGGGCCGGCUCCGUCGAUGCAGAUCUGGGCACCUGGCACACGAGAUGGUCCAACACCACGGGUCAUCUGGGUCAUCUGGGCUUGCGUUCAACGCCUGGACCAAAAUGGGGUCUCGGUGAUUGGUGAUGGCGUAGAGUACGUGAUUGGAGUAGGUGACCUUUGAUUUCCUUUGGUGGCUGAGUCUUCUCAAAUCUGGGCGACGUCGACUGCCUGGACUGAGGGUCAUUGGACCCUCCAUUCGAUCGGGAAAACCACGGGUGACACAGUGCAACGGGUCCUGGUAUGGAUCAAAAAAGGGAUUUCAUGACUGGCUGGGCUAGGAGGAUCAUGGUUGGAACCACAGGGAAAAACAAAUCACCAAACAUCACCAAACAUGUUACAUGAUGGGGUUUGUACCGCUGACUGUGCGCCCAUCCAGCUAAGCCAGGCUAAGCCCAUGGUUGUGGGUGUUGUGAAAGAAAGAUCGUACGAGGGCUCAUAUUGACCACAGGAACCUUGUGAUGCUCAGUCAGGUGAUGAUGUUCUUGUCCGGAACUGGGAUGCACUGGGUAUACCCUGGGAGUCAAAG
Molecule: messenger RNA, 5603 nt
Organism: Durusdinium trenchii
Lineage: Eukaryota; Dinophyceae; Suessiales; Symbiodiniaceae
Source: the annotation of a GenBank genome assembly